GAGGGGGCGUCACACAAGUUUUUACGCUAAACAAAACCCUUGCCCAAGUCCACCUCCCUCCUUUUCCCUCGUUCCUCCAUCGCUGUUCACUGUUCGCCGUCAGACAUCAGAUGUAUAGAAACAAGGCGGCGCGUUUGAGCAUCACCAAUAUCAGGAUACUGACCAAGCUAUGCGGGCCAUCUACAAUUUCUUCCGGUUCUGCUAAACCUGUUCGCAAUUUUUUGAGAAAUCUAAGCACUGCCGCUGAAAAAUCUGAUUUUAUUAACGACUCCAAUGGUUUCGGUGGAGAAAAUUAUGUUCAAGCUCCCAGUGUUUGGAGUUCUCAGGAAUCUCCAGAGAGAUUCCAUACUGGAAAUGUCAAUGGCACAACGCAAAAUGGGAGCUUUUCCUCAGGCUAUGUUGAAUACCAAAACAGAAACGAGUAUACGCAGAACCCUAUUGGGCAGAAUGGAAAUAUUAACAGCCAUCAUUUGGGAAAUUAUGGGCAUUCAUGGGAAAGUUCAGGUGGAUUAAAUGCGGGAAGUUAUUGGGGUUCACAGAAUGGUUCGGCUCCUCAGGUGGUUAAUAACACGGAAUUUGCAUAUACACAGCAACAACAGCAACAUCAAACUGUUCAUGGCCACUACGGAAAUGCAAACCAUAUGCCACAGCAAAGUGUAGGCUACCAUCACUUGGACAAUCAUCCGAACGUUCAAAUGCAUCAGACCGGUGGUACCUUCAACGAGCCUCAUAGACCAGGUCACUAUUGGAAUGGAAACCACAGACCGCAGCAAAGUGUAGGCAACUAUCAAUUUGAGGGUCAGCCAGAUAGUCCUAUUCAUCAAACUAGUAGUGCCCUGAAUGAGCCAUAUAGACCUGGUAACUAUUUUCCUGGAAAUAGUGAAGGAUACCAGCAACAAACAAGUGGGACUAACUAUCUUAAUGCUGGACACUCUCAGUGGAAUUCAAAUGAGUUGCAAAAUGCUACAGUGGAUCCCCAAGUGCAUCAGGAAGAAGAUGAUGGAAGUGUAAAGGGAACAAUUGAGGAACUCGAUCAUUUCUGCAAAGAGGGAAAGAUUGAGGAAGCCAUUAAGGUUCUUGGUUUGCUAGAGCAGCUUCAUGUAUCAGUUGACUUACCUAGGUAUCUGUCUCUAAUGAUUUUGUGUGCUGAGAAUAGAGCCUUAGAAGAAGCCAAAGCAGUUCAUGAGAACCUAAUGAGGUCUGGAAUUCAUUUGGAAGUCAAAACUUACAACAAAGUUCUGGAGAUGUACGGCAAAUGUGGUUCCAUGGAUGAUGCACUUGCAGUAUUUAAUCAAAUGAAUAAACGUAAUAUCACAUCUUGGGAUCGAAUGAUCACUUGGUACGGUAGAAAUGGCCUAGGAGAAGAUGCUCUUGAGUUAUUCACUCAAUUUAAAGAGACGGGAUGGAAACCUGAUUCUAAAAUCUUUUUGGGGGUCUUCUCUGCAUGUGGUGAAGUAGGUGACAUCAUUGAGGGAAUGCUUCACUUUGAAUCAAUGAGCAAGGACUAUGGCAUUGUUCCCUCCAUGGAUCAUUAUGUGAGUGUUGUAAAGAUGAUGGGAAGUGCGGGCUAUUUAGAUGAAGCUUUAGAAUUCAUAGAAAGAAUGCCCAUCAAACCAAGCGUCGAUGUUUGGAAAACCUUGAUGAGGUUAUGUAGAAUUCAUGGAAAUCAUGAACUUGGGGAUCGUUGUACUGAGAUUGUAGAGAUCAUUGAACCCUCUUUUUUGGAUGAGCAAUCAAGGGCAGGGCUAAUACCAAUUACAGCUUCAGACAUCGCAAAAGAAAAAAGAUUAAAGAAAUCAACCAGUCAAAGCCUUCUAGAAGCUCGAAGCAGGGUACAUGAAUAUAGAGCUGGAGAUAGAUCUUGCCCUGAUCAUGAAAAACUUUAUGCUCUUUUGCGUGGGAUGAGACAGCAAAUGAAAGAGGCUGGUUAUAUAGCAGAGGUUAAGUUUGUGCUUCAUGACAUUGACCAUGAAGGUAAGGAGGAAGCAAUUAUGGCACAUAGCGAGAAGCUUGCUGUUGCUAGAGGUCUUAUUGACAGUCCAGCUCGGGCAUCCAUACGGAUUAUAAAAAAUCUCAGGAUUUGUGGGGAUUGCCAUAGUGCAAUGAAGAUUAUCUCUAAAUUGGUUGGUAGGGAACUUAUCAUACGUGAUGCAAAGCGAUUUCAUCAUUUCAGAGAUGGAUUAUGCUCAUGUCGUGAUUAUUGGUGAUUAUAAUGAUUGACAUAAGAGGUAAGAAUUCUUCUUGUUACCAUGAAAGAGGUUUUUGGAGUUUGAAGUGCAUAAACGUGAUGAAAGUGGAAUGGAAACCGUGUUAAAAAAAUUCAUGUACCAUAUUUUAUGAUUCUACUUUAUUGAAUCCUUGCUUUUCAAUUCAAAGCAAAGCAUAUCUUGUAAAAUUUUAUUGGUAAUUUAUUCAUAAGCAAGGCUAGUGCCAAUUCAAGAAUGUAACUUAAGCAUGAUUGUACUGUCAGUGAGCUUCAUCUCUGAAUUAUAGUUCGGUUUUUGACGUUCCUUACCCCAAUUACACACUUCUGAUGGAUUUACACAGGUAGAUUAGGUACCUAAAAGAGUGCACUUCUUUAUUAUGUUUUUGAAGGUUGCUGUGAAGUGCAUUGUAAUAUCUCUCUCUCUCUCACACACACACAUAUAUAGAGUUACUACUGUCUUAGUAUGACAUUGUACUCCUGUGUGUCCUGAGCUAAUUUCCCUAUAGUCGAUCCUCUGUCCUGUACUACAAGAAUUGGUGGACUGUUAAGAAGUAGCAAAACUUUUUGUUGGCUGCGCAAAAAUACAUUGUAUUUCCAGAAGAGAUUGCAUUUUCAG
This is a messenger RNA of Cuscuta epithymum, 2822 nucleotides long. NCBI's taxonomy places the organism in Eukaryota, Viridiplantae, Streptophyta, Magnoliopsida, Solanales, Convolvulaceae. The record is from the annotation of a GenBank genome assembly.